Messenger RNA from Triplophysa dalaica, 4666 nucleotides. Its product is annotated as NACHT, LRR and PYD domains-containing protein 12-like. The transcript is spliced from 9 exons. NCBI's taxonomy places the organism in Eukaryota, Metazoa, Chordata, Actinopteri, Cypriniformes, Nemacheilidae. Gene Ontology annotation, molecular function: protein binding. The record is from RefSeq and is a predicted model, not a curated record. The coding region runs from base 271 to 3780 and encodes 1169 amino acids.
CGGUGACUUAUUGGCGUCUGUUUUUUUAUUUUUCUUGUUUUCUAUCUCUGCUGUGGAUAAUAACAGUUUCACAAAAGUUUGUAGAUAUCGUCGUCGAUUAAUGACUACGGAUAAUCGUUUAGAUUUAUUAGAAUCGUGCCACGUCGCCCGUAAAUAUAAUGUUGAUAUAACAGAAAAUCAUCUUUUCGUUCAACUUUAUCCCCUUCUCAGAGUUCCCAGUCACAGUUUUGCUUUUCGAUGUAAGAAUAUGUCUGAGAUCAGUCUUUUAUAAUGGAGAGAAAUGAAUAUGUCGCACCUGCGUCACCCAGUUGUUUGUCUCUAAACAGUGAUAAGUCUUGGGAUCGUCUUCUAGAUUUCAGCAAUGAGAAAGAUAAGAUCAAGGUUGAGCCCAACUGUGGAUUAUGCAAACAAGUUAUGAGAGAUCCAGUCUUUAUUACCUGUGGGCACAGUUUUUGCAGACAUUGUAUCACCAAUCACUGGGAUAAGAAUGAACAUUGUGAAAACAUUUACUGUCCCAAGUGCAGAACGAGAUUCAGAACACAGCCUGCUCUACAGCCACACAAUAUCAUGACAGAAUCCUGUCCUGCUAGUUCUGCUCAUUGCAGCACCACAGACGAGCUGUUUGACACAGAAUCACAUAUGCAGCCUGCUUCUCAGCAGCCAGUGGUAGAUGUUUUGCAACAGGUCAAAACAGCUCACAAAAACAAAAUGAAGGACAAGUAUGAGAGCUUUUUCGAAGGAAUAAAAUCACAGAAGAAUGAAAUCAUGCUGAAAAGCAUCUACACAGAGCUUUACAUCACAGAGGAAGAAAAAGAAGACUUGAAUGAUCCGCAUGAAGUCUUGCAGUUGGAGAAAGCACCUAGGGCAAAACAGGUACAGGACACACCAAUCAUUUGCAAUGACAUCUUCAAACCGUUAUCUGAAAUAAGACAAGAAGACAGAAGAAAGUACAACAAUGGAAGAAUUAGGACUGUGCUUACUAAAGGCAUUGCUGGAAUUGGAAAAACAGUCUCUGUGCAGAAGUUCAUUCUGGACUGGGCAGAAGGAAAUGCCAAUCAGGAUGUAGACUUCAUGUUUGUGCUGCCAUUUCGAGCUCUAAACUUAAGUAUAGAUCAACAGUACAAUCUAUAUGGACUCCUGCUUAAAUUUCAUCCAGAACUUAACGAGAUGGAUGUACAAAAAUUUAAUACGUGUAAAGUUGUUUUCAUCUUUGAUGGUCUGGAUGAAAACAGAAUUUCACUCGUGUUUUCAGAUUGUGGGAAAGUUUCUGAUAUGACUAUGACGUCCUCAUUAUGUUUGUUAAUAACAAACCUUAUCAAGGGAGAGCUGCUCCCGGAUUCUCACAUCUGGAUAACUUCCAGACCAGCAGCAGCCAAUCAGAUCCCCUCUAAAUACAUCAACAGGAUGACAGAGAUUCACGGGUUUAAAGACAGUCAGAAGGAGGACUAUUUCAAGAAGAAAAUUAGUGAUCCAGAUCAAGCCGAUAGAAUCAUCCAACACAUUAAGACGUCAAGAAGUCUGCAUAUAAUGUGUGGCAUACCAGUCUUCUGUUGGGUCUCCGCCGCUGUGCUUCAGAACGUUCUGGAAAAACAUGACAGUACAGAAAUCCCUAAAACACUAACAGAAAUGUACAUACAUUUUCUGUUGAUUCAGACAAAUAUAAGUAAGCAGAAGUACGAUGAAGGAGAUGGAAGAGUUGCAAACAAAGUCCUGGACACAAACAGGGAAGAGAUUCUUAAAUUUGCUAAACUGGCAUUCAGACAGCUGAUAAAUUCCAACCCCAUGUUCUAUGAGGAGGACCUGAUAGAGUGUGGCAUUGAUCCUGCAGAUGCCUUGUAUUCUGGGGUCUUCAAAGAGACGUUGAAGUGGGAGUCUGUGUUUCAUCAGAAGAAGGUCUUCUGCUUCCUACAUUUGAGUUUUCAGGAGUUUCUUGCUGCACUGUAUGUGUUUUACUCGUUUUUAGUCAAGAACUUCGAUGCACUGCAGGAUUUUCUGGAAGGAAAAUUAAAGGGAGGGAGGUCUGACAAGCACAAUCUGUUUUGGCUUCUGAAAAUCACUGUUGAUAAAAUCAUGCAGAGUAAAGACGGACAUCUAGAUCUUUUCCUCAGAUUUCUGCUGGGCAUCUCACUGGAGUCCAACCAGAGACUUUUGCAGGAUAUUUUGCCAUACACUGAGAGGAACAUUGAGAGCACAGAAAAAACCAUCCAGAACAUAAGGGACAAAAUCACAAAUAUAAGAACCAAUUCAGAGCAUCUCUCGGCUGACCGAGCCAUCAAUCUUUUUCUCUGUCUGCUUGAGAUGAAUGACCAGUCUCUGUACAAGGAGAUUGAGAUGUUUCUGAAAUCGGAUAAAUGUUCACAGAGGCUCUCCCCUGCACACUGCUCGGCUAUAGCCUAUAUGCUUCAGAUAUCAGAACAGGUUCUGGAUGAGGUGGACCUCAAGGCCUACAACACAACAGAGGAGGGCAGAAAGAGACUCUUACCAGCAUUGAGAAAUAGCAGAAAAGCUCUACUGGCUAGUUGCAAUCUGAAGUAUCAGUGCUGUGAAAGUGUGGCCUCAGCUCUACAAUCAGCAAAUUCUCACCUGAAAGAGCUGGACUUGAGUAACAACGACCUGCAGGAUUUAGGAGCAAAGUUACUCUCUGAUGGACUGAAGAGUUCAAACUGUCAACUGGAAAUACUAAGAUUGGCAAUAUGUAGUCUCACUGAUGAGAGCUGUGAAAAUAUGGUGUCUGUUCUACAAUCAACAAACUCUAUCCUGAGAGAGCUGGACCUGAGUAACAAUGACCUGCAGGACUCAGGGGUGGAGCUACUCUCUGAUGGACUUCAGAGUUCACAAUGUCAACUGAAGAUACUUAGGCUGUCAAGCUGUAAUCUAACUGAUCUGUGCUGUGAGAAUGUAGCCUCCGUUCUGCAAUCAGAAAACUCCACCUUGAUAGAGCUGGACCUGAGUAACAAUGACUUACAAGACUCAGGAGUAAAGCUGCUUUCUGAAGGACUAAAGAGUCCUCACUGUCAGAUAGAGAUACUGAGAUUAUCUGGCUGCAUGGUUACAGAGAAAGGCUGUUUUUAUCUGGCUUCAGCACUAAAUUCGAACCCAUCGCAUCUGAGAGAACUGGAUCUUAGCUACAAUCACCCAGGAGACCAAGGAGUGAAGCUGCUCUCUGCAAGACUGGAGGAUCCACACAGCAAACUAGAGAACCUCAAUGUACAACAUGGGGGAGAGUUUAGGAUUAAAGCUGCGCUCCAAAAAUAUGCAUGUGAGCUCAGCCUUGACCUUAACACAAUAAACGAACAUCUCUCUCUGUCUGAGGAGAACAGAAAGGUGAUGAUUGUGGAUGAGAAGAUACCAUAUCCUGAUCAUUCAGAGAGAUUUGAGGCUUGGCCUCAGGUUCUGACCAGAGAGCCUCUCACUGGACGCUGUUACUGGGAGAUUGUGUCAAGUGGGGAAAAGUGGGUUGGUGUAGCAGUGACAUACAAAGGAAUUAAGAGGAAAGGUGUUACUGAUGAGUGUUGUUUUGGAUUCAAUGACAAGUCCUGGAGUCUGAAUUGCUUUAAUGAUGAAUACUAUGCAUGGCAUGAUCAUAUCAGCUCUGACAUUCCUGCUCCUUCCUCCCGUACUAAAAGAAUAGGAGUAUAUCUGGACUGGCAGGCUGGUACAGUUUCGUUGUACAGCAUCUCUGAGACACGCACACUCACACACUUGCACACAUUCCAGUCCAAAUUCACUGAGCAUGUCUAUGCUGGCUUUAGGGUUUAUGACUCAGUUACUUUGUGUUAAGUUAUUUUUUACACUUAACAUUCAUAGCAGCAGGAAAAAAAAAAUAUUUGUAUUAUUUAAAAAAAGUGUUUUUAUGUUAACAUUUUUUGUUAACAUUAUGUUAACAUAAUUGGGUGUUUCUUUUUCAUAUCUAUUAUUUGCUUACAGGGUGUUAUGUCAUGUUUGCUUCAGGAUAUAAAUACAUAAUAUGUUAUUGACAUCAAACAUUUUAAAUAAAGCUUUUUAUUAAAAUCCCUUGUAGUAUUGCUCUCUAUUCAGCAGGGCAGGGUUGCACCAGCCAUUCCUAAGUUCUUUCUUAAAUGUGAACGUAAAGUUUACAAUAGAGGCUUAGUAACUACUAGUUAGUUUGUAACUAACUCUACGUUAUUCGGUUGCACCAAUUGAUCUUAAGGCAGAACCUUGAUAGGCCCUGGCCCAAAUGGCGCACUCCGGUCUCGUGGACCUCCUCUGAGUGCACACUUGGUGACGGUGCAGACCUAUAGGGCACUAGGCACGAGUCCACAGGGGUACAUGGAUGGGAGUGCUCUUUGGGACAGACUUGAGGUCAUCACAUUGGAAGGAGCAAGCAGUGCUUUCUAAUCACUCUCACGAUACUUUGUUGUCAUUCGCUGAUCAGUCUGCGCAGUGCCAUGUGAAGUCGAUCACACUUGUUGUUCCGUUAUAGUUAGUUGGGACUGGAGCUGCCGGUGUUUAUUGUUCUGCAUUUCAUAUGAUGAUAUGCCACCCGAGCAUUAUGCAAUAGAUAUGUAUGUUUGUAAUGCAUUCAUUUGUCAUGACGUAAAUGCAACUGCUUAUGUAUAUUUAUUUAUUUGUAUAUUCUAUUCUUCUGUAUACACUUCUUAAUAUGAAUGUAUGUGAUUAUUUAAUAUAUAUCUAUAAUACCGAG